Bactrocera latifrons is the source of this 1228-nucleotide messenger RNA. RefSeq names its product sphingolipid delta(4)-desaturase DES1 (gene ifc). The coding region runs from base 151 to 1116 and encodes 321 amino acids. Gene Ontology annotation, cellular component: membrane. Lineage: Eukaryota; Metazoa; Arthropoda; Insecta; Diptera; Tephritidae. The transcript has 2 exons. Gene Ontology annotation, molecular function: sphingolipid delta-4 desaturase activity. Gene Ontology annotation, biological process: ceramide biosynthetic process. The record is from RefSeq and is a predicted model, not a curated record.
UCUGUGGCGAGCAUUGUGUUCAACACAUCAGUGGUUUAUCUUUAGAGUGGGGUUAGUUAAGAAAAAUUAGUCAUUUUUAUGCAGGUUUUCACAUUGUAUCGUUGUUUUAUAAUAUGCCUUAAGUGGGAUUGUGCUUUUUGAUGAGUAAAUAUGGGUCAAAAGGUUUCACGAAAUGAUUUUGAAUGGGUAUACACAGAAGAACCCCACGCGUCUCGUCGCAAAAUAAUUUUGGAAAAGUAUCCUCAAAUAAAAAAACUAUUUGGAUAUGAUCCAAAAUUCAAAUGGGUUGCCGGUAGCAUGGUAAUGUUACAAAUCUUGGCUUUGUUUUUUGUAAAGGAUUUUUCUUGGCCUUUAUUAUUAAUAGCAGCUUAUUGUUUCGGAGGUAUAUUAAACCAUUCGCUUAUGCUGGCGGUACAUGAAAUUUCACACAAUUUGGCUUUUGGACAUGGCCGUCCCAUGCAUAACCGCAUUUUGGGAUUUAUAUGCAACCUUCCCAUUGGGUUACCGAUGUCAAUAUCUUUUCGUAAAUAUCACCUGGAGCACCAUAGAUACCAAGGAGACGAGGGUAUAGAUACCGAUAUUCCUACUUUAUUAGAGGCUAAGCUGUUUGAUACAACUUUUGGAAAGUUUGUUUGGGUUUGUUUACAACCAUUUUUCUACAUAUUUCGACCACUAGUCAUAAAUCCAAAACCACCCAGCGGACUUGAAAUUAUCAACACUAUUAUUCAGUUUAUUUUUAACACAUUUGUCGUUUAUUUCUUUGGAUGGAAAGCACUAGCUUAUCUAGUGAUCGGUUCUAUACUGGCAAUGGGCUUACAUCCUGUGGCCGGACAUUUUAUUUCGGAGCACUAUAUGUUCGCAAAAGGUUUCGAAACAUACUCAUAUUAUGGACCUCUGAAUUGGAUAACAUUUAACGUGGGAUAUCAUAACGAACAUCACGAUUUUCCUGCUGUUCCAGGUUCGAGACUGCCUGAUGUAAAACGCAUCGCUCCCGAAUUUUACGAAGCAAUGCCCCAACAUACGAGCUGGUCACGAGUCCUUUAUGAUUUCGUUACCGAUCCUGCUGUUGGUCCAUACGCUCGUGUCAAACGUCAUCAGCGAGGACUCAAAACAUAAAACUUAAUCUAAUAAAAAUUUAAAGAAAAAUUUUGCAUAUAUUCACAACGUAUUGAAAAUAAUCCUCUAUUUAUAUGAAAUAAUGAAUAAAACGUCAUUUAUUUUAUGUGCA